Molecule: messenger RNA, 1780 nt
Organism: Arabidopsis arenosa
Lineage: Eukaryota; Viridiplantae; Streptophyta; Magnoliopsida; Brassicales; Brassicaceae
Source: the annotation of a GenBank genome assembly
CAUACACGAAACAAAAAUAAUCAAAACAUAACAAAAGGUUAUAAGAAAAUAUGAAGACAGUGAAGAGUUUACCUCUUUUAGCUAUGCUACUUGGUGUCAUAAUUGUAUCCGCCGCCAUCUCCACUAUCUCCGUCGAGGGCCGUAAACAUCAGGUAAAGAAGAUUAAACCCAAACACCGUCGUCAUUCCAAAAACACCCCUACCGGCUCUCCGGCACCCGCACCUUACCCGUCCACUAACGAGGGCGUUUUCAACAUUAUCUCCUUUGGUGCCAAGGGAGAUGGAGUCUCCGACGACUCAAAGGCAUUGGUAGGAGCGUGGAAGGCGGCUUGUGAAGUUGUCGGAGGGAAGGUGGAGAUUCCGGCAGGGAAACAGUUUUUGGUGAAGGCAGUGACACUGCAAGGGCCGUGUGAGGAGGAGACGGUGGUUCAAAUAGAAGGAACCUUAGUGGCUCCGGAGAAAAUAGGGUCAUGGCCUAAGUCAAGCUUGUUUCAAUGGCUUAACUUCAAAUGGGUCAGUCAUGUGACAAUCCAAGGCUCAGGGACUCUUAACGGUCGUGGCUCUAACUGGUGGAACUUAGACACUUAUCAAACUCAGACAAGAAAUAAGUAUAUCCCACCAAUGAAACCAACGGCACUUAGGUUUUAUGCAGCUGAUAACGUGACAGUCCGUGAUAUAAGUAUCGUGAACAGUCCACUAUGCCAUUUGAAGUUCGAUGAUUCCGACGGAGUCAAAGUCAACAACAUAACGAUUUCUUCACCGGAGAACAGCCCUAACACCGACGGCAUCCACCUCCAGAACACACGUAACGUCGAGAUUCAACACUCUAACAUCGCUUGUGGAGAUGACUGUGUAUCCAUUCAAACUGGUUCCUCCAAUGUACAUAUAUACCACAUCAAUUGUGGCCCUGGCCAUGGCAUUAGCAUAGGUGGACUAGGGAAAGAUGAGAGUGUGGCAUGUGUUUCUGAUAUCAUUGUAGAGGAUAUCUCUAUACAAAACACUCUUGCUGGUGUUCGAAUCAAGACAUGGCAGGGAGGAUUAGGAGUCGUCAAGAACCUAACAUUUUCGAACAUUCAAGUAACGGACGUGAAGGUACCGAUAGUAAUAGACCAAUAUUACUGCGACAAGUCCAAGUGUAAGAAUCAGACCCGUGCUGUGUCGAUUUCUGGUAUCAAAUACAACAACAUUGUCGGUAGUUUCACGGUGCAACCAGUACGUAUCGCAUGCAGCAACAACGUGCCAUGCAUGGACGUGGAUCUUAUGGAUAUAAGGCUAAGACCUUCUGGAGGAAUCAGAGGGUUACAAACUCAUCAGCAACAACAAGCUUUGUGUUGGAACUCGUACGGCAAAACACAAGGGCCUUUGGUUCCUUCAAGUAUUGGCUAUUGCUUGAGGAAGAGUCAUGAUGUAUCCUUUUGCUUCCCUUCUGCAACUUUUUGUGGAUGUGAGAAGGUGAUGGCUAUUAUUGUAUCAGCUUUUCAUUUUAUUCCAUAGUGUUAUGAUGUAUGAUUCCAAUUUCAGAGGUUUAAUACUGUUUUACACAUUGCUUGUAAUAUUUAUUUAAUAUUAAUGUUUUUUAAGAUUCGUAUCUAGUAGUUAUCACUAAUUAUAUUAUAUCGGUACUAUUUCACCAUCUAAAUUAGUCCAAUGGAGUGUGGUAUGUAACGGGAAAUGGUUAAGCUUUUUUAAUCGUUUGUUAAUAUGCUAGUUGAUAUCUAAAAAGAAACAAGACUGUAAAGUGAAUGUGCAAGCAUUUCUUUUUAUAAAAAUUAAAUUAGCAA